This is a messenger RNA of Oryzias latipes (Japanese medaka), 1410 nucleotides long. Its product is annotated as C-C motif chemokine 19. Gene Ontology annotation, molecular function: chemokine activity. Lineage: Eukaryota; Metazoa; Chordata; Actinopteri; Beloniformes; Adrianichthyidae. The record is from RefSeq and is a predicted model, not a curated record. Gene Ontology annotation, biological process: immune response. Gene Ontology annotation, cellular component: extracellular region.
CAGACGGCUCCUCUUCAGGCAGACAUCUGAGAACGCAUCCUCCUCCUCCUCCUGACAUGGCUGAUGCCAAGAUGCUCCUCUGCUGCCUCACCAUCAUCUGCUGCUGCUCAGUGGCGAUGGCGCAGAUGCCCGUGGACUGCUGCCUGUCCGUCAAGAACCAAACCAUAGAUAAGAUUGUUGUUGCAGAUUAUUAUCCACAGGCCAAAGGCUGCGCUCUGGACGCCACCAUCUUGGUGACCAGAAGGAAAAAAACACUCUGCGUGCCUCAUGAUGAGCAGUGGGUCCAAGACGUGAAGAAACACGUGGAUCGUUUGAAGAGACGCUGCAAGGAAAACGGCUAUAAGGCCCGGCGCUGCUUUGGCCUGAAGCGGCAGUGAAGAACAGAGAGGGAUUCAAACCUUCACCAAGCUGCUCCGACUCGUCCUGUUACUGAAGAUGCUCUCUUGACUGGUCUUUGAAUGUUUAAGCUUCAUCUGAAACUGGAAGGAUUUUUAUUUUUGAGGCAGUGAAGAAAAGAAAAAAACUGUGAAUCGAUCAUUUAGGUGAGGAGAACUGAAAUGUGACUGCAGGGUUCAAGCUUUUCUAAAUUUCUGUGACUUUUUGUGAACUAUCUUUGAUGUUUUGUUGGUUAUUUAGCAGCAGAGACUCAUCACAGUUCAAGACGCCGCAACAAUAAGUCAGAAAGGAGUCAAAAAUUCUUUACAUUUGAAAAUGUACCCUUUUUUUUGGAAAAAGAAAACAAAUUCUCUUUAAAUAUGCAAAUAUAAUCUGUCAUACAAUUGUCAGAUUGUCUUAUUUUAAGAAAAGAAAUGCAGUCACUAAAACAUGUUUUCUUAAAACUAAGCGUAUUUUUCUACUGAAAAACUUUCUCAAUGAAAUACUUUUUCUUUCAAGACCGAAAAAAUACUAUUUUUGUUUUAAACAAGUCUUUUUACUCUCUGAAGAUUCCGUUUUUGCAGUGGAGUCCCUUGGUCUUUUGAUUCAUGUUCAGUAGUUGGAUGCUGUUGUCAGAUUUAAUUCUUCAGUUUUGAGAUUCUACCAUCCCAACCCCAAAUCACAUCCAGUUCUGGUCGCUGUUCCAGUCCAUCCAUGUAAACCCUUCUUCUUUGCUUACAUUUUUCUCUGCUGCCAUGUUUUCCAUUUGUAAUUUUAAGCUAAUUUUUUUUAAAUUGUGUAAAGUUAUGUAACUGUUAUGCUAAUCUAUUUUUUUGCUCCAUCAUAUCAAAUGUGAUUCAUAAAAGUUUAUUCCUGAUUGCUUUUGGACUCAAGUGUCUCGCAUUUGUAACAGGAUUCCAUCACUUAUAAUGAAAAUGUUUUGCAUCUGUCAGGUUUCCUUAAUAACAUGUUUUCUCUAAAAUGUGUCUGUAUUGUCAUUAUUGGAGACUUAUUAAAAAUUACCACCACUAUUAA